CAAAUAUUUCCCAAUAAUUGUGUGUUAAAAUCAAAAGUGUCUAUCUAUUUGUUUUUGCUUUUUAAUGCUGAGUGUAUGUGUUGCCAAUGAAGCUUGUUUUUAGUCGGAUACUAAAAAUGAUCUCAUAUGUGGUGACAGUAUUGUCUGUACUGAUGGUGGGGUGGGUUCGCAGUGAAGACUACAUUCACCAACCAAUACAAUAUCACUCGCAGACAGACUCCGGUACUUAUAAUUACGGCUACGAUACUGGACUAUUUGGGGCCCACCAAUUUCACCAGGAACAUAAAGAUGCUGCCGGUGAGGUUAGAGGUCGGUAUGGGUAUACAGAUCCUAAUGGGAAGUUAAGGCUCGUUCACUACAAGUCAGGGCCCAAAGGCUUUGAAAUUAUCAGCGAUACUGAGAGUACCAACACUGAAAGACCCACCAUCAGUACAGACAAUACUGUCACCACAUAUGAGAUCUAA
Messenger RNA from Oppiella nova, 464 nucleotides. The record is from the annotation of a GenBank genome assembly. NCBI's taxonomy places the organism in Eukaryota, Metazoa, Arthropoda, Arachnida, Sarcoptiformes, Oppiidae.